Xyrichtys novacula (pearly razorfish) is the source of this 7148-nucleotide messenger RNA. Lineage: Eukaryota; Metazoa; Chordata; Actinopteri; Labriformes; Labridae. The record is from the annotation of a GenBank genome assembly.
CACCGCAGCCACCAACAGUAUGUAGUUUUCAAGUCAGUAUUUGAUGGACAACAAAAAUCUUACCCUGCGUUACUAAACUGAGCGUAACUGAUAAUUAAACCUUUAAACACAGCACAGCUUAAUCGUUUAUAAUCAGAAUUGAAUCCAGUAUUAAUAGUAGGUGAAUGUUUUGAUAACUUCCUGUUAAUUUCUCUAACGUCAAUCUGACGCAACAUUACAUAGAGUCGGUCAUCUCCACUAUGAUGUCAACACAGCAGAUAAUUGGCCCUCUUGCUCGUUGUAGGCGGUCCCUCCAAUCAAACUUGCCCACGAUUGGUUGAUUCUAUCCAUGUCUGGGGUAUUCCAUUGGUUAGAACAUUUUUCUUUUGAGAUGUACAGGAAGUCGGCUGUCUCUCUUUCUCCGAGUACAGAAGCCGUGCGAGGUGGUGGCGUGUCCGGGUGGCUCUGGGUUAGCCGGUGAAUAAAGUGGAAAAAUGGCGGAUACAUUGGCACUUUUCACUUCAAUUGGACUAAGCGAGCAGAAAGCGAAAGAAACUCUGAAGAAUGAGGCGUUGAGUUCUGCUCUAAAGGACGCAAUAGUCCAGGUGAGAACGGGUCUAUGUGGAAACUACAGCGAGGAGGGACAGCUGGGCACUCUGCUUGACAGACACUUUUGUAUUCACUUUCAGUUUUAUUCAGCUUUUAUCAAAAGUCCCAUCAAGGAGGGGUCAUUUUGGGUGUUUAUUGAAGUUUAAAUGGAUGUUUUGGGCGGGGGUUCAUUUCCCUUUCCUUUUUAACAUUCCUAAGCUUGUAAUUUUUCAGCCCUCCCUGGAUUAAAACCAUCCAUUUAGACAAAUUCACCCUGUGAUCAAGGCGAAAAAUGUCUCAAGUUUCUCUUCACUUGAUCCAAAGGCUCUUGUCCUACACUUCCUAAAUCUGAAAACAACUAACUCUUGUUUCAUCUCACCUGUUUCUAUAGGCCCAAAAUGUUCGUGGUGCAUCAGGACUGGACAAAGCCAUGGGCACCUUGCUGUAUACUAUGACAUCUCGUCUAAAAGACACCAAACGCCUGUCAUUCCUGUCAGACAGCAUAGCCCAGUCCAAAAUCUGUACCGAGCUGCAACUUGCAGGUAAUUCUACAUGUUUAUUAUUCAAAUUUAUUUUUAUGGCAUUUUCAGACAAAAAAUGCAGUUCAAAGUGCCUCACGGGGCUAAAAACAACAAUUAACAACAAUAAAACCUGACCCUCCCACACACCCAUCCAUGGACACACACACCCAACGUCACUCACCCACACAAGCACACACAGAGUGAGAAUUUAAGAUAUAUAGUUAAAGAGACAUGGCCUGACACCGAGACAUUAUGUGAGGAAAGAGCUACCUAUGGAAACACUGGAGAUAAAAGAAUAAAAAAUGGUAAAAAGAAAGACUAAAACCUGACUGAACUGCACUGAAACAAAAAAAAUAAUAUUAAAUGAACAGAUAAGUAAUAGCUCUUUACUGUGUAAAAGAAGUGAAAAUCUGUAUGACGAGAAUUAAGAAAAAGACUAAGAACAGAGAUAAUUAAUAAAAUGACAUAAAAUAAACAUGAAGAACUUCAAUUGAAAUGGAAAUCUGCAAAAGGAGAAAUAUAAAAAGGCAAUCAGUGAAAAGCCUGGUUCAAAAGGUGAGUCUUGAGCCUCUUCUUAAAAACAUCAACAGUCUCUGCAGCCCUGAGGCUCUCCGGCAGGCUGUUCCACAACAGCGGACCAUAGAAACUGAAAGCCACCUCCCUGUGUGUUUUUGUUUAAACCCAAAUGUUUCAACCCAAGCUUAAUUUCUUUGAAUACUAACCCAGCAGAAAUGACUAUCAGCUAACUUUUUAUUUGAGUAUUGUAAUACAUGUGAUUUGAAUUGCUUAUUAUCUACAAAAUUUUAUGAAUGAUUCAUAAAAGGCUGGGUACAUAUGUUAAUGGACCGUCUGUUUUGCAGCUGCAUUGGAGUUUGUGAAGAGCCACCCUCAGGACCCCAUCAACCAAAAGGAGUUUGAAGAAGCAUGUGGAGUGGGUGUGGUUAUCACUCCAGAGCAGAUUGAGGAUGCAGUAAGUGCAUGACCUGACAUCUCCAUGAAGUACGACACUUACAAGUAGGGCUGGGCGAUCAAAAAUUCGAAAAUUAAUUUCCCUCGAUAUCAAUAUGCUUUUCAAUAGUCAGCAUUCUGCCAUGUUGUGGUGAACUAUAUGAAUAGCCUAUGAAAGGCGAGUUUCUCCGGGUCGCGCUGCGCUGAGCCAAACAUGUGCUGAAUUAGAACCAAGUAGCAAACAACGUGUGUGUGGGUGUUGUGACAGUGAUGAAUUUUAUUUUUACAGGUGGAGAAGGUGAUCAACAAGCACAAGGAACAGCUGUUAAAGGAGAGGUACCACUUCAACACGGGACCGCUAAUGGGUAUAGUCUUGUUCUUUAUGGAGCAUUGUUGUGACUGUUAAAGCCUAUCAGAGACAGUGUCUCAAUGAGCUUUUAUAUGUGUUGCAGGGGAGGCACGUGCGGCUCUGAAAUGGGCUGAUGGAAAGGUGAUAAAAAAUGAGGUCGACAUGCAGGUGUGUUUUUCAAGUAGUACAAAUUGAAUAACUUUCAUUUGAUUUUAUGUUCACAUCUGAGGUUCUUCUUAAGCCUUUCCUACUGUGUAACAUAACAUGAUUUGUCUUUGUCUUUUUAAAGGUUCUACAUCUCUUAGGCCCCAAGACAGAGGCAGACUUGGAGAAGAAAGCUAAGGUAGACAUCCUCCUUUGUUUAAAAGAAAAUUUUCCAAGAUUAGACUACACCCAUGAUUAAUCUCCAACUACUUUACAGCCCCAGAAAGUUAAAACUGCAGAGAAUGAGCCAAAGGUGAAAAAAGAGGAAGUGGCAAUGAACGGUAAGCUGCAAACAGCAUACACGGCAGAGUGAAAGUGUUGAUAGUCUCUGUGUACCAAGUGGCGUGUUUGUUUGUUAACUUCGCUUGUUCUUUGAUGGCUGAGUAGGCGAGGCGAUGACAGGGGAAGGAAAGUCACUCAUGGAGCAGCUUCGAGGCGAGGCACUGAAGUUCCAUAAACCAGGUGAGAAGGAAAUGCCUGGACAAGAGUGCAGAUGCAGCUCUGAUUGUUGUUUACCUUAUAAAAGCUAAUUACAGUUUUCUGCAUCCUCUGUCUUCAGGAGAGAACUAUAAAACCGAGGGCUAUGUAGUCACACCAAACACGAUGAACUUGCUCAAAAAGCACCUGGAGAUCACUGGUGGGCAGGUACAAAUCUUAACGUGUUACUUUAAUUUUGAGAGGAGAUAUAUUAGGUUUGAGGUAAUAUGGUAUUUUAAUGUUUCUCCUUACAUUUCUUUUAGGUACGCACUCGUUUUCCUCCUGAGCCUAACGGUAUCCUUCACAUCGGACACGCCAAAGCAAUCAACUUCAAUUUUGGAUUUGCAAAGGUACAAGUCUUUCUGUCCUUUAUUAUCCCUCUGUUAGUCUGGCUGUUUAUUUUUCUAACUCUGUCCCUUUCCACAGGCAAACAAUGGGAUUUGUUUCUUAAGGUAUGAUGACACAAAUCCAGAGAAAGAAGAGGAAAAAUACUUCACUGCUAUCAAAGACAUGGUUGAGUGGCUUGGUGAGUUUUUAACUUAAAGAUACUGUGAGUGACUUUCAGUUUGGGUUGAUUUUGGUGCCCCCCUGUGGACAAAGUUGCUGUCUUUACUGAUCAUGUCCUAUUUAAUUGUAAUAAGUUAUUUUUUCCAUCUCAUCCUGCUGCUUGACUUUACCCUCUAAUGUAGUACGGCAAAAGACAACAGUCAUGAAGAUAACUUAGUAACUUUUUCUUCUUCUUCAUCUAGGCUACCAACCUUGUGCUGUCACGCAUGCAUCCGAUAACUUUCAGCAGCUCUACGAUCUUGCAGUGGAUCUUAUUCGGAGGUAUGAAUAUGAACUUUGUGUGUUAGUCAGUGUUUAAAAAGCAUACUCAAGUUUAACACCAUUUUUUGAUGUCCCAACAGGGGUCAUGCCUUUGUGUGCCACCAGAAGGGCGAGGAGCUGAAGGGCCACAAUGUUCCUCCAUCACCAUGGAGAGACAGACCCAUCGAGGAGUCCCUGGUGUUGUUUGAGAGGAUGAAGAAGGGGAUGUUUGCGGAGGGUGAGGCGACGCUCAGGAUGAAGAUGAUCAUGGAGGAUGGGAAGAUGGACCCUGUGGCCUACAGGAUCAAAUAUACAGCUCAUCAUCGGACAGGAGAUGAAUGGUACACAAACAGGAACUUAUUUUGCCCAGGGAGUGUCAUUAAAAGCAAAAAGUUUAUCAUAACUGAUUUUGCUUUUCUUUACAGGUGCAUCUACCCAACAUAUGACUACACCCACUGUCUGUGUGACUCCAUUGAACAUAUCACACACUCGCUUUGUACCAAAGAGUUCCAGGCCAGGUAUUCAUAAAUUCUUCUAAAACUACUCGAUAGCAUACAGAGUCUUGCAAAUAUUGACCUUCUUAUUCAUGUUUAUUGCAGGAGGUCAUCAUAUUUCUGGCUGUGCAAUGCUCUGGAUGUGUACUGCCCUGUCCAGUGGGAAUAUGGGCGCUUGAACCUCACCUACACUGUUGUGUCGAAGAGGAAAAUCAUCAAACUGGUAGAGACAGGAGUUGUCAGGUAAACUAGCAUUUCUCAAGCAUUUUCCCCCCAGUUUGUUCGUUAUUUAUGAACUCAACAGUCUGCAUUGUCAUAAAUGUAAUAAAAGGGCCAUAAAAGGCGAAGCAGUUGCUCAUCACUGUAUUGAAAUUUCAAGGCUGAAACAGCUGUUGAAGUCAGAGCUCUAUCAUGUCCCACAUAAAAACUGACACUGAAGCAUAUUUUCUGUCAGCCAGACGUAUUUGAUCCACAUUUAUGUUUAUGAACUCAUGGUUAGCUUUUUGUUAUUUUUAGUCUUUCCAAACCCACUAAAGCUUUUACUUUCUUUUACUGCUAAUUGUUUUAAAAUACACAACCUGUCAGGCGACACACACGAUAACACAAUAAUUCUGUUGUCUUUAAAGUGAUUGGGACGACCCUCGGCUCUUCACCUUAACAGCGCUGAGAAGAAGGGGUUUCCCAUCAGAGGCCAUUAACAACUUCUGUGCCCGGGUAUGCAGAUGGUGUAGACAGAGGUAAUUUCACAUGCAAAGAUGCGUCUGCUUUUGUUCUAAUAUAUUACAUUUGGUGAUAGGUUGGAGUCACGGUUUCCCAGACAACAACAGAGCCUCAUCUUUUGGAGUCGUGUGUGAGGGACGUGCUGAACGAAACAGCACCCAGAGCCAUGGCUGUGCUGGAACCUCUAAAAGUCACCAUAAUUAACCUUCCUGAAAACUCAAAGGUUUGUUUCACAUUCAUCUUCUCUAUUCGGCCUUGUCAUACAGCAUUCAUUCUGCUCUCUACAUCAUAUUGAAUGUCAUGGGUUGAAUUUUUCCUGUUCUUCUGUACCACAGUCGGAUGUACGGGUACCAGAUUUUCCUGCGAACGAGGCAAAGGGCAGCCACACUGUACCGUUCACAAAAACGAUAUUCAUCGAACAUAGUGACUUCAGAGAGGUAAGAAAGAGAAACAGGAAUACUUCCAUGAUACAGAAACUUUUGGAUUGAGGAUGGAUGAUGCUGAUGGACUCAUUUUACAGGUGAUGGAAAAGGGCUACAAGCGUCUGACCCCAGAUCAGCCUGUCGGUCUGAGACAUGCUGGAUAUGUCAUCUCUGUCCAGAAGGUCAUUAAGGUAAGAGUCUGGAUUUUCAGACCAGAUUUGGCGUGGAUUUGUAAUGGCAUAGGCAAAGAAUGCAUGCGAUAUGAAGAGCUAGAAUGUCUUUAAACAACUCCAUCAUUUAGGCAGUAGAAGUAAGUAGUAUAAGUAUUCUUUGCUAGCUACCUCAGAGCUUCUGAAACGGCUUACUUCACAUUCCAGCUGGUUCAUAUUCUUAUUGCAUGUCUUGCUGAUGUCCACUGUCCCUCAGGAUGCUCAGGGUAAAGUGGUAGAACUGGAGGUGACUUGCUGCAGCUCUGAGACUGCGGAGAAACCAAAGGCCUUCAUUCACUGGGUCAGCCAGCCGCUGGUGUGCGAAGUGCGUCUCUAUGAAAGACUGUAAGUCACACAAUUUCUCAGCUCCUUCCCCUCUAUCACUUGUGUAAAAACUCUUUUCAAAGCAUUCUUGCUGUUUUUCUAGAUUCCUCCACAAACACCCAGAAGAUCCAUCUGAAGUGCCUAAUGGUUUCUUGAGUGACAUAAAUCCUGUGAGUAACUCUGCAGCACAGUUUUAAAAAAUGGCCUGUUUGGAUUCACUGAGAUGUUUGAGUGGUUAAAGUGGGCAUUUUUUUUGUCACUCAGAAUUCCCUGCAAACCAUCAGCAGUGCCUUAGUGGAUAUCUCAGUCAAAGGAGCAAAAGUUUUGGACAAAUUCCAGUUUGAGAGAGUCGGCUACUUCUCCCUGGACCCUGACAGCACUUCAGAGAAGGUACAGCUCAAAGAAAAUGCUCUUACCUCUAUAAUAAAUCAAGUAUCUGCUCGAAGCUCUAAUUUGAGCUGGUUUAGCCACUCUGUCAAAACACUGUAAUCUGUUCCUGUAACGUGAAUAUUAAGUGUCUUCUAAAUCAUUCUGUCUCUUCAGCUCAUCUUCAACAGGACAGUCACCCUCAAAGAGGACCCCGGGAAGAUCUGAUGGACUGAGAUCAUGCCACACUUCUGCUUCCUAUGAGCCCGCAGAUACAUCCAAAUCACGAGCAGCACUUAAUGUGUAAUAUCAGCAAGCACACGGACUACUAAAAUUGAGAUUGAGUUGAAUUAAAUAACAGCUACAUAUUGUAAGAACCAGUCAUAAUGAAAUUGGAAAGUAAAGAUUGUAGAUAUUUUUUUUAAGUAUCACAUUCUCAAUCUCAGGGUUGGUCAGUCAGUGUUGGUUUGUCUUUAUUAUUUUUCUAUAAACGCUCCAAUUACAGAAACAUACGGUUUUUCUUCUUUGCUGAAUGUAUGCAAUUUUGGAUUUCCUUGUCCAAUAAGGAAUAUUCUCUUAUAUUUCGAUUUAAUAUUGGCUUCUGGAUGAUGUUACACAGGUGCUUCAAAUGCCAUACACAACUUUUUACUGAGGUGGUAAGUCACUGCCAAAUUGCCAGAGUGGUUACUAUCUGUCCUUUUUACAGGAAAUGAGAAUAAAUAAAAUAGGACGAAAAUCUA